This is a messenger RNA of Dermacentor albipictus, 1099 nucleotides long. It is a transcript of the gene Grx3, whose product is annotated as Glutaredoxin 3. Gene Ontology annotation, biological process: intracellular iron ion homeostasis. NCBI's taxonomy places the organism in Eukaryota, Metazoa, Arthropoda, Arachnida, Ixodida, Ixodidae. The record is from RefSeq and is a predicted model, not a curated record. Gene Ontology annotation, cellular component: nucleus; cytosol.
CUCACCAUAGGCCACACUGCCGAUCCAGCCCAAGUCGCAGGGAGCACACAACGAGUUUAAGGACCAUGUCCGAUAGCAGUGUGAUAUCAAAUGCUAAAGAGCUUCAGGAUGCGAUUUCCGGUGCAAAGGAAAAGCUGCUUGCCCUGUACUUCCAUGCGAGCUGGUCGCCUCAGUGUAAGCAGGUGGAUGACUUAUUGCCCGACCUUGUCAAAGACGAAGAUCUAAAGCGGACAAGCUUCUGCAAGGUCGAUGCUGAUCAAGUAAAAGACGUGAGCCUGAAGUAUAAAGUCACCUCAGUACCAACGUUCGUCAUCCUUCUGAAUGGACAGGCUGUUGACAGAGUAGAAGGCUUGAAUGUAAUGGAACUUGUGCGCAAGUUGAAGACGCUACAAUCUCGGGUGGACAUGCCACCACUUGUGGCUGGUGAGAAGCGGGAGCUUAUGCAGAGGCUGCAGGCCAUCACGGCACAGGCUCCUUGUGUGCUCUUCAUGGAGGGGAACGCAAAUGCACCUGCUGAAGGUGACAGUUCACAUGCUGUAGCUUUGCUGAAGAAAGCUGGCCUUGAGUUCCAACAUUUUGAUGUGACUACAGACUCAGCAUUGCAGCAGCAGCUCAUUGAGCAUGUGGCAGACAAGGCAGCUUGCAAUUACCCGCUGUUGUUUGUCAGUGGGGAGCUUGUUGGUGGUAUUGAUAAAAUAAGAAAUCUGGAUGAACAAGGACUGCUGGCCCACUUGAGUGCCCCGGGAAACCUGACACUGAGAUUGCAGAAGCUCAUCAAUAAGGCACCCGUGAUGGUCUUCAUGAAAGGCUCACCUGACGCACCUCGAUGUGGUUUCAGCCGAACUUUGAUGGAGAUGUUCAAGAAACACAAAGUCACCUUUGACAGCUUUGACAUUCUGACAGAUGAAGAUGUGCGACAGGGUCUCAAGCAGUACUCCAACUGGCCAACAUACCCACAGGUGUAUGUCAAGGGAACACUUAUUGGUGGCCUCGACAUAAUCAAGGAACUGGAAGAGAGUGGCGAGCUUGCAGCUGCUCUAAAUCCAUGACUACGCAACACCUCGUGCUCUUUCACGUGAAUAAACUACAUUUGUGCUUA